Nanorana parkeri is the source of this 979-nucleotide messenger RNA. RefSeq names its product N-acetylglucosamine-1-phosphate transferase gamma subunit (gene GNPTG). Bases 31 to 930 code for a protein of 299 amino acids. The record is from RefSeq and is a predicted model, not a curated record. Gene Ontology annotation, cellular component: Golgi apparatus. The transcript has 12 exons. Lineage: Eukaryota; Metazoa; Chordata; Amphibia; Anura; Dicroglossidae.
GUGGUGGAGGAGGAGGCAUGUGACUGCAGUAUGGAGGGCUGGCUGGGUCUCUUGCUGCUCUUAGUUCAUAAUGCAGCUGCAGCCAAGAUGAAGAUUGUGGAAGAGCCCAACAGCUUUGGGUUAAAUAAUCCGUUCUUAUCACAUACAAACAAGCUACAACCAAGGACAACUCCUUCACCGCCUUCAGGUCCAUCACACCUUUUCAGAUUGGCCGGGAAGUGUUUUAGUCUUGUGGAAUCCACAUACAAAUAUGAGUUCUGCCCAUUUCACAACAUAACCCAGCACGAGCAGACGUAUCGCUGGAAUGCAUACAGCGGUAUUUUAGGGAUAUGGCAAGAGUGGGAAAUUGAGAACAAUACAUUUACUGGCAUGUGGAUGAGGGAAGGUGACGCUUGUGGAGCCAAAAAUCGUCAGACAAAGGUUCUGUUAGUUUGUGGAUCAAGCAACAAGUUGGAGGCAGUGUCUGAGCCAAGUACUUGUGUCUACUCCAUGACGUUUAAGACUCCUCUCGUUUGUCAUCCACACUCGCUAUUAGUGUAUCCCACGCUGAAUGAAAGGCUGCGCAGGAGGUGGGAUGAGAUCGAACAGUCUUUAUCUGAUGAGCUGAUCACUGAACAGGGUUACAGGAAACUACUCCGAGAAAUAUUUCAAGAAGCUAAUUACUUAAAGUCCACAGAAAGCAAAAGUGAGGAAAAAGAAAACCAGAAGGGGUCCAAGAGGUUUGAGACCCUGGAGCAAUGCAGUGUGGCAAACAAUGAACUGUCUGAAGAACUAAAGCGCCUCAAGAGCAUUCUAGACAAAAAUGGGAUUUCUUAUAAAAAUGCAUCAGAUAAGACAGUUGACCAUCUGGUUCCUUCAAACCCAAAUGCUGCCAGAGCAGAAGAAAGAUUUCACCUCCGCGGAGAUACUGGUGAUAGAGAUGACCACUAACAUAGGUUUUGGGAGCCACCUUCGCAAAGACCACAGGAUACCUCUUUUU